AUGGAAGAGAGUAUGCGUGAAGUGUUGGGCCCUGCUUUAGUGUCAAUUGGUGACUCUGAGGAUUCUCCGACCUCCCAAGUUGUUCAGGUCCGCGAUCUCGACACCCGAGGAGAGGGAAAUGGCCUUAUUCCACGACAAGCCAAUACCUGCCGCAAUGACUUGCUGUAUGGCAUCCUUCGAGCGCUGUCGGCCUCCAAGUUUUGCACGACUCAUCUCCAGUUCACAACGCCAAAGACCGUUUAUGUAACAGCCACCAGGACGAUGCCCACAGUAACACAGCUCAUCACGAAUACCGUGACAACUACGACGGUGCAGACUGUUCAAGGGCCACCCACCGUAACAGUGUUGACCACCAUCACCGUUGGAGAGCCAAGGAUUGUCGACCAAGUAGUGCCAGUGACAACUACAAUGUGGGCGACCGUGACGACGUCUCAAACAAGCUGCUUAGUUACCCAGGCCACUACCACCAAGGCCACGACAGUAACAACCAUUCCUACAAGGUCAAUCUAUGUCGUGACCACGGUUACAGCAUCCCAGACUGUGACGACGCCGGCUGCUGCACCGGCCGUCUCGACCGUCCAGGUUAAUCCAGCAGACGUUACCGUAACGCGCCUGCCCUUUUCACUUCUCCUGCUCUCGUACAAAGCCAGCAUCCGCUGUACACCGGUGCCGCCAUGGUGCCCGAAAAGUACCGAAAGCCCCCAGGCGCCGCCGCUGUUCACUGGCACCAAGGAGUCCAUCGUCGCCGAUGCAAAGAAGAUAUGCGACACCACUCGAUCUCUCCUUGACAAGGUCGUGGCCGAUCAGACUGCCGACAAGGGCACCUUCAACACCGUUCUCCUACCCCAGCUCGAGGAUGAGAACCAAGCUGACCUGUCAUCCCGCAUCCUCGGCUUCUACCAAUAUGUUUCCGCGAGCGAAGACCUCCGCGGUGCGUCCACCGAGGCUGAGACGGUUCUCGACGAGUUCAACAUCGAAUGCAACAUGCGCGAGGAUGUUUUCAAGCUCUCUGCACCUUUGGAGAAGGAGUACAAGGGCUAUAUCAAGAAUGGCCUGGGCCUACCCGCUGGGGAGAAGCGUGAUCGCUUCAAGGAGAUCAAGAAGCGACUCAGCCAGAUUUCCAUCGAGUUUCAGAAGAACUUGAACGAGGAAAACGGCGGAAUCUGGUUUACGACCGAGCAGCUUGAGGGCGUCCCCGAGGACGUGGUCAACACUCUAGAGAAGGGUACGGGCGAAAAUGAGGGCAAGAUCCGUCUUACCUUCAAGUACCCUGAUAUGUUCCCCACCCUAAAGUUUGCCGUGAAGCCGGAGACGAGGCGGGAAGUCUUCACUCAGAGCGAGAACAAGAUCAACAAGAACGUCCCUCUUUUUAGGGAGACGAUUGAGCUCCGAGAUGAGGCGGCGCGCCUCUUAGGCUACCCCGACCAUGCGACGCUCAGGAUUGAGGAUAAGAUGUCCAAAGAUCCCAAGACGAAGGAGAUUGCUCACCUCCUAGAGCUCAAGAAGGCAGAUACCGAGGCCCGUGGUAUUCCCUUUGAUGGAAAAUACUACCUCUGGGAUCACCGCUACUACGACCGCUUGAUGAUUGAGAAGGAGUAUAGCAUUGACGAGAUUCAAAUUGCAAACUAUUUCCCCUUGCAAUCUACGGUGAGGGGCAUGCUCCAUAUUUUUGAGGAACUGCUCGGCUUCGUUUUCGUUGAGCUUGGCGCCGAGGAGAGGGCCCAGAUCAGCCCUACCGGCAAGGCCGAAGACAUUGUAUGGCACGAGGAUGUCAUUCUCUUUAGCGUUUGGGACGAUGCUGGAGAGGGUGACGGAUUCGUAGGCUAUCUGUACUUGGAUCUUCACCCCCGACAGGGCAAGUACGGACAUGCUGCCAAUUUCAACAUGCAACCUGGUUUCUUGAAGAAGGACGGCUCAAGAUACUACCCUGCCACGGCGCUUGUGUGCAACUUCAGCAAACCCUCGGGUGCCAAGCCCUCUCUCCUCAAGCACGACGAAGUCGUGACUUUGUUCCACGAGCUUGGACACGGCAUCCACGACCUUGCGGGCCGCACCAAGUUUGCUCGCUUCCAUGGUACAAGCACGUCCCUGUCUAACCACUGGGAGUCGGGCGAGAAGAUCCCCGACGACCUCAUCGAGAAGCUGAUCUCUACUAAGCAUGUGAAUGGUGCUCUUUUCAACCUCCGCCAGCUCCAUUUUGGCAUCUUUGAUAUGACGGUGCAUACGCCCAAGUCUCACGAAGACCUCAAGAAUCUCAACAUCCCCAAGCUGUACAAUGAGCUUCGAGCGGAUAUCUGUGGUCUCAAGGGUCCAGAAGAUUUUGGAUCUGGCUUUGAAUGGGGCAACGGUCAGGCUACCUUUGGCCAUUUGAUGGGAGGCUACGAUGCUGGCUACUACGGAUACCUUUCCUCAGCGGUAUAUUCCGCCGACAUGUUCUAUUCCGUUUUCGAAAAGGAUCCCAUGGCCGGUAAGGAGGGUAGGCGGUAUCGUCAUACUGUCCUUGAGAGGGGCGGUAGCCAGGAUGAGAUGAAGACUCUUGAGCAAUUCCUCGGAAGGAAGCCAACCCCCGAGUCGCUCGCGAAAGCAGGAUGGAUAUAUCAGCCGCACCCCGAGCACCCCGACCAAGUCGUGUGCUUUCUCUGCCGCAAGGGCUUGGAUGGGUGGGAGAAGGGUGAUGACCCUCUGGUCGAGCACGUCAAACACGCGCCCAACUGCGGGUGGGCGAUCCUCGCCGCGAUAGAGGCCGAGUACCCCGACUAUUUGGCCGAGGACCCCAAGAGCAAGAGGAUGAUUGACGCCAGGAAAUCCACCUUUGUGGGAAGGUGGCCUCACGAAGCAAAGAAGGGCUGGAAAUGCAAGACGAAACAGCUUGCCGAAGCCGGCUGGAAAUAUACACCAACCUCAGAGUCUGAUGAUAUGGCGACGUGUGCGUACUGCCAAUUGAUGUUGGACGGGUGGGAGCCGAGCGAUAAGCCACUAGAGGAGCAUUUCAACCGAUCUCCCCAGUGUCUUUUCUUCAACUUUGUCGAUACGAAUCCCGCCCCGGCCAAGAAGUCCGUCCGCGGAAAGCCAGCCCGAGCGUCGAAAGCGUCGAAAGCGUCGAGAAUAUCUGUACAAUCCACCGGCAUGAGCACCUUUAUUUCCGAGGGACCCUCGACGUUAGAAGCCCCAGCAGAGCAUGAAGAUAGCGUGAUGACGACGGCCUCUAAACGUGGCCGCCCCAAGAAGGCGACGACCACUGCCAAGGCCGGGAGGAAGACGCGAACGAAAAAGGAGUUGGCGGAGGGCGAAGACACUGAAAUCACAAUCAGCGAGGACAUGCCCCCGCCCCCAAUACCAGCUGCGAAGGGGAGGAAAAGCCGAAAGCCUGCAAACGAUAUGGUGAAUGACUCUAUGAUGGCGCUUGAUGAGGACGAGCUAGCGGCCGCACCCAAACCGAAGAGGGGCAAGAAACGGACGAGCGAUGCUGUUGAGGAUUCGGUCUUGACUACGGCCGAGGCCCCGGCCCCUAAGAGGCGAACGAUACGGGCCAAGGCGGCCGUCGUUGAGGUCCCCGUUGCCCAGCAUGAGGAUGACGUGAGCGACGUCGAGCCCCCAGCGGCGAAGAAGGCCGCUCCUCGGAAGAAGGGACGCGCUUCAGCCAAGUCGACGCGCAAGGCCUCGGGCACGUCUCUCCGCUCCACGGCCUCGACCGCAUCCCUCCGUGCCGCAGCCGAAGCUGCCGCCGCUGCCGACGAGGAGGAAGUUCCCGACGAUGCCGAAAUUGAGCGGCAACUCGUGGCUGAUCUUGAAAGGCCGUUAUCCGAUGACGAAGACAUGGCCAUGGAUUCCGAUUCGGAGAGGAGGCGCAAUGCCGGACGCAUGGUGACAAAACAAAAGGCCAAAUCGAGUGCUAAGGACGAGCUCCACCUCGACGAGCAAGGGGAUUAUGCCAUGUUUGAUCCAUCGCCCGUGAUUCCGGAUGAAGCCGAGGUGAAUGCCGAGCUAGAGAGGAUUGCGGCCGAGGUGCAGGCUGAUGAGCCCGAGCCGGAAGCUACGCCGGAGAAGCUCGAAGUUCCGAAGAAGGGUCGAAAAGCGGGCACGCGAAAGGUUUCGAAGCAGACGAAGAAAACAAAGGCGGCGCCCGAACCUGAGCCCGAGCCCGAGCAUGAGCCUGAGCUGGAGGAGGAGCCGGAACUGGAGCCCGAGGUUGAACCAACACCUGCCCGUGCCGAAGCGAAGCUGGACCCGGAACCUAGCCUUAUUCAUGCCGUAGAGCCCGAAGAGGAAGCGGCAGAAACCUCCAUUUAUGAGGAUGCGGCCGAGCCUGCCGUUGCCGACCGCAGCACGAUGAGCUCCGGCGCCGUGGCGAAAGGUAGACCUUCGGCGGAAGCUGUCAAGGAAGAGGAACCUGCGCCUGCUAAGAGGGGCCGGGGGCGUCCUCCAAAGAAGCGAGGUUCUCGCGGGCGGUCGUCGGCGGCUUCUGCGGCUCAGCGUGAUUCGCUUGUCGCCAAGGCACCCGCGCCCACGCCCGCGCCCGCUCCGGAACCAGAAGAGGUCUUGGAGACGGUUGAGGCUCCCCUUGAAGAGGAGGAGGCUGCUGUGGAGCCCACGCCGUUCAAAAUUGCCGAGACGGAGCCGCCUGAGGAUGACGUUGACUCGGAGCCGGAACUUGUAGUCGUUCCUAGUGAGGAACAGGACUCUGUGUCUCCGGUGGCCCAACGACCCCUUCCCCGAUCCCUUCGUCGGUUCCUAGGUUCUCUCACCACGCCCCUCCUUCCACGCCUGUCCUCGGAUGCCGAGAAUCAACCGCCCUCGUCCCGACCGGCCAAGAUCAAGCGACCGGUCCUCGCGCCCGUCGUGGGGUUCAAGGCCAGCACGCCCAACCGUAUCCUAAACUCGCCGACGAAACGCACGAUGGUGUCGACUCUCCAGACGACGACGCCCUGGACCGCCGCAGAUAUCGACCUGGUGCUCGGAUCGCCCGAGAAGAAGCGGACCGCGGCGGGGCCCGCGGCCGACGGCGAUAAGGAGAACUCGGCCGCCAGGCUCCUGCGCAAGGGGGCUGAGCUGACGAGUCCCGAGAAGAAGAUGACGGUGGAGCAGUGGAUCUACCAUAAUGCCAGCCUGGCGGAGGAGGAGCUCAAGACGAAGUGCGAAAGCCUCGUCGGCAAGUUUGAGGGCGAGGGUAUGCGGGCCAUGAGGGCUCUGGAGGGCUUGAUUGUCGAGUAG
Molecule: messenger RNA, 5211 nt
Organism: Parascedosporium putredinis
Lineage: Eukaryota; Fungi; Ascomycota; Sordariomycetes; Microascales; Microascaceae
Source: the annotation of a GenBank genome assembly